This is a messenger RNA of Alternaria triticimaculans, 1938 nucleotides long. RefSeq lists its product as uncharacterized. The transcript has a single exon. Bases 1 to 1938 code for a protein of 645 amino acids. NCBI's taxonomy places the organism in Eukaryota, Fungi, Ascomycota, Dothideomycetes, Pleosporales, Pleosporaceae. The record is from RefSeq and is a predicted model, not a curated record.
AUGGAUCCUGUCGAGCUGGAAGCUACCUACACUGAGGAAGGAAACAUUAGCUACGCCUAUGGCGAGAACGAUGACGACGAUUACCCGGGCAGCGAGGAUAACCAGAGUGGUGAAGACGGAGACGCCAACCGCGAAAGUGAUGACGCCGAUGAAGCUCUCAACAAUGCUUCGGUAGAUGACAUGGAUAGCGAGCUUAGCGACGAUGUAGCCAGCGACAGCUCCCCUAUUGCAUCUAGUGAUGAUGAAUGGGAAGACGAAGAAGAAGCAGGAUCUGAGACUAUCAGCGUGGAAAACAACGACAGCGGCUCAGAUGGCGAGGCCAAAUUGAUCGAUGAAGAAUUUGUCGACACAGUGAGCGACAAGAGCAGCUUGGACAGUGAAGCAAAUAAUACGAGCGAAGAAGGAGCUACGGUGACUACCGCAGCACGGUUUGUAGGAGAGAUCGUCAUAUACGACAAGGAAAGCACUACAUACCAAGAGCACGACAACAUCUCAACAAGUGCGCGAACUGCUUCGAGGGGUUGGGCGCAAUCCCUGAAAGGACAGAGUGCUAGAAGUCCUCCAGCUCAGACUACGCACCAAGCAUAUCAGCCGAUCAACAAUGACCAACCGAAGAAUACAUACCAAUCGUUCAACAACCAUCGGACUGCCGACGAGAACCGGAAGAAGAUUCCACGAUCUCUUCCUGAAACACCGACCCUGCUAGACACAUCGAGCCUCCAUCAAAGUCAAACAUCAGCUGGUGUGCAGAAGCCCACAGGCUCAAAGAGAUCAGCGUUCAAAAAGCUGAAAGAUACCGUUCUCAAAAGCACCAUUCCCGGGACCACUGAGGCGAGCUCCAUGAUCUGCAGAAAGUCUAAAGGCAAACAGAUCAAACUACCUGUUCAGACUACACGUCAUCGAGCACCAGAAAAAAUGAGGAAGUCUGAAUUCAGCAAUGAUACCGAUGGGAUUCACGAGCUGUACGUUCCUGAUGAAUCAGCUCAGCCGAUGAAAGUCACCAAAAUGCCUGAAUCAGCGAAACACUCUUCUGUGGUCCACGAGAUGGAGAGUAUGCCCGUAGUAACUGCCACUCACAGUGCCAGCAAGACAAAGCAACAGCCUAUGAUCCAUGAACUGGAAGAAGCUCUCGCUCACGUUCACUACAAUUCAAAGCAAAACUUUACGAUACAUGAACUGGAUGCAGUCAUCGGUCAGACACCCAAAAUCACCAGGAAGUAUUCUACAGUUCAUGAACUGGAUAGCGGUGCUAUAGUAUCUGCCGGCCUGGUUCCGUCCAGAACAAAGAAGCAACCUGUGAUUCAUGAGCUGGAGGGAGUCGCCAGGCGUGUUCCCAAGAACAGAAAGCCUCAACCUACGGUCUGUGAGAUGGACGGUAUGCCUGUGAGGUUCGCCAAGCACCUGUCUCAGAAGACUGGGCAACAAUCUCCACUCUACGAAAUGGAAGACAUACCUAUGGCAACUACCAACCGUACCCCAACGGAGCCCAAGGACCGUACAACGACCCAUGAACUAGAUGCUGGGUGUGAGGUAGCCUCCAGCCACACUACUGGCAAUAGCAGGAAACAACCCUUGUUUGGAAUGGAUGGCGCACUACUUACGAAUAGCAUCCCAAUUUUCUCUCGCACCAAUUCCCCUUCCAUAGCAGCCAGCGACACAUCAGAACCCUGGAUACCUACCAGCUUCUCCAAUCCUCCUAAGAUUCUUCUCAAUGGUAUUUUCGCUGGAGUGCUGAUGCGGCACAGAAACUCUACAAGGAGUAUGUUUGAUCAUGACUCGCACGUAAUCAUUGGCUUCAGCCUGAUGGAUAAGUACGCCAAAGAAUAUGUGGAGGUUGGGAUGCAAAAGUACAAGACGUCCAAGGAGGGUUUCACACUGUGGUGGAAGCCUUACUCGCCAUCGGCGGACUACUAUGAUAGCGAUGACGAGGAUGAGUGA